GGAGCAUUGACUGCCAUGGUCUGGGAAUGCUGACUCCGUCUGCUUUGUUAUCUGGUGUGUAAACGAAAGCUGGAGAGCAAGAAGGAGGCCCUGCUGAUCCUCUCCAAGGAGCUGGACACCUGCCAGCAGGAGAGGGACCAAUACAAACUCAUGGCCAAUCAGCUCCGAGAGCGCCACCAGUCCCUGAAGAAGAAGUACCGGGAGCUGAUCGAUGGAGACCCGUCACUUCCCCCUGAGAAGAGGAAGCAGGCUAAUCUUGCACAGCUGUUGAGAGAUUCUCAGGACCGAAAUAAACAUCUGGGAGAGGAAGUUAAAGAACUCCAGCAAAGGCUUGGAGAAGUCCAGGGUGACAAUAAGCUGCUGAGGAUGACAAUUGCCAAGCAAAGGCUAGGAGAUGAAGAGAUCGGCGUGCGGCACUUUGCAGCCCACGAGCGUGAAGACUUAGUCCAACAGCUUGAGCGAGCUAAGGAACAGAUCGAGUCUCUGGAGCAUGAUCUGCAGGCAUCCGUGGAUGAGCUUCAAGACGUCAAGGAAGAGCGGGCUUCGUACCAGGACAAAGUGGAGAGGCUGAACCAGGAGCUCAACCACAUCCUGGGUGGGCAUGAGAGCCGCAUCAUCGAUGUAGACGCCCUGUGUAUGGAGAACAGAUACCUUCAGGAGAGAUUAAAACAACUCCAUGAAGAGGUUACCCUCCUGAAAUCCAAUAUCGCCAAGUACAAGAAUGCUCUGGAGAGACGGAAAAACUCGAAGAGUCAGGGCAAGUCCAACAGCAGUGCUCUAACUGGAGUCCUGUCAGCAAAGCAAGUCCAGGACCUGUUGUCUGAGGACCAUGGCUGCAGCCUCCCAGCUACCCCACAGUCCAUCUCCGACCUGAAGUCCCUGGCCACUGCCCUGCUGGAGACCAUCCAUGAGAAAAACAUGGUCAUUCAGCACCAGAGGCAAACCAACAAAAUUUUAGGGAAUCGGGUGGCUGAACUGGAGAAAAAAUUAAGAACUCUGGAAGUUUCUGGUUUGUGGAGUCUUCCAGGCCUGAGCUACAAUGUCUCUGUAGGAUUCGGGAGAGGUAAGGACACCAUACUCUUCAAUGACUCCACUCUUCCCAAUACCCAGCGAUCAAGAUCCCCACUGCUGAAGUUCGCUGAGCAGCCUUUGAAGAAGCAAAUGGAUGCCAAAGAGGGGGAGGCUCAGCAGCAGGAAGGAGAUGAAAGGUGUGGUUCUGUGGCAGCACUGACAGCACCAGAGGACGCCGCCGUGAGGCCUGCUGUCAGCUCCCUAGCAAAGGCGAGCCUGGGGAAGCAGCGCACUUGCUUUCAUCACCCUUCCUUUUCCCACUUACCUUCAGAGGAAGAAGUAAACAGGCUGGGAAGGGAAGGAAUUAAACUGACAGAGGAACAGGCAGCUGCAGGGCUGGAGGGGGUCAGAAGAGAAAGGGCCAUGGAGGGACAGCAGAGUGAGCCAGGACCACCUACACCUGGCCUGGCCUAUCACAGGGAGGGGCCCAGAUCCCUGCUGGGCGACCUGGAGACCGCCCAGCCCGGGAUGGAAGCCUCCUCCCGGGAAAGCAGAGAAGAGAUCCCAGAGGACCGGGACACCACCAGGGGAGCCCGGCAAACCUGAAGAGGAGCCUGGUGCACUCGGUGACACCAUGAAGGUACCCAGGAGGAGGGCAAAAGAAGGACGUGACAGAGCGCACACCCAAGUUCCUUCCCUCUGCAACACCUCUGCACCUGCAAAUGAGAAAACACUCGUGCUGCCACAAGCUGCGAACAUCCACGGUGCCAGUUCAGCAGCAUUCAUGAAACGCCACCCUCCGAUUUCUUAUGUCAUCACCUUCUGCCUGUCCUGCUGCUGUGAGCCGGGCUUGCUUGGAAUCAUGGCAGCCAUAUGGCCGCUUGUUGACAUCCAUCUUCCUGUCAGCAUUUCUUUUAUUAGAGAUAAGAUUUUUUUUUCUAUUAGCGUUUAAUGUUGGCAAUCAAAAUUGUAGGAAGGGCUGGGAAUGGAUGGGGGUUUUAAGCAGGUCUCUGUCGUGAUGGUGAGGUAGCUGGAGAGGCAGGUGUACUUGAGCAUAAGGUGUCCACAGGACUUCAUCAUGGCAGCCUGCUCCUUCCAGGAUCUCCCAUCAUGGGUGUGCCUGGCACCCUGCCCACAGCACUGCCUGUCACAGCUGGCACUGGCAGGAAGAAGGAGACCCACGCAGGCCCCGGGAAGGUUGGGCUUUGGGUUUGAAAGGAGUGGCCUCUGCUGAGGCUGUUUGUUGAUGGUUAGCAGCCCCCUCUUCCCGCCCCCCCACAUUGUCCAGCCUGUGAGUCGUUGGCAGGAUUAACUGGUUUGGUGGGGAGGGAGAGUCUCCUCGGAAGAGUGAAGAGUCCGAAGAGUCGUCUGAGGUUGUGUCUCUGAGCUGAUGUGAGCGUUUCCACUAGAAAUACUGGUUCUCUCUAUUGGGUCUGUGCUACAUAUAGGAUUGCCUGGCCAGUUUGGGUUGAGGGGAAAGCGAGUUGCCUAGGGCUAGUCUAGCUUCCUAUACUGUCCUUGAAUUGUUUACUCCUGUGGCAGAAUGUCACCUUUGUGCCACUAGGUGCUGGGGCCCUACAGGAAAAAGAAGAAAUGAAACCAAAAUGCCUGAGGGGAGGGUCUGUCUUACCUGGUUCUUCUGAGCUAUGUUAGGGUAGUACCCUGGGCUGCAGAGAAGUGCAGGCUCACCGAACCAUAGGCUGUUCUUUCCCUGGGAGGCUCUGAGAGCACAGCCUGAAGUAUAGAGCAGCAGGAUGGCUGUCCUCCGAUGUACUCCAGCAGGAGCGAGGCUCCAGGGUGACCAGUUCAGCCUCAAAUCCCCAUGUCAGUGCCCUGGGGGUCAAGAUGAUGUCUGAUGACAUCCUCAGGGAUGUGCUGUUCAUCCCUGUGUUCCAGACCAUCCCCAGGGCCACUCUGUAACAUGCCACCCCACCCCACCCCACCCUGAGAAGGGGUACUUAUGCAGCUUUAAGCCCUCACACGCCAGCAGACCCAGAAACCACUGUCCUGCCACUCAGCUUCACGGGAUCAGCUGUCCACAACACCAGAGCUAACUGAGGAACACAGCCACACUUAAUACAGUGAUAGUGAAGAAGAAAACACUUGACCUCUGCAAGCUCUGGUUUUGACCCACGCUGGGCAAAAUGAGCAGCCCAGGGCUGGCUCUGGAAAGCGGGACUUGUGGUGAGCUCCAAUGCAGUCCAUCAGAUCAGUAGGACUCACUGGGUCCCAGAGAGUCUGUGCUUUGGAGAGUUAGGAGAGACAUAAGUUCAACUGUGUGUGCAAGCAGCCCAAGUGGCUGUUAUUAGAUGGAAGGGGAGCCAAUGAGCUGAUCCUGUCACAGGGUUACCAUGACAACACCCCAGUCUCCUAUGGGACGCUGUCCCACUUCUGUUGUCCCCACCCAGUAUGAUUCUUCUGUUCCCUUUUCCUUUCCAAAUAUUAAAAGAGUUUCAGCA
Dipodomys ordii (Ord's kangaroo rat) is the source of this 3470-nucleotide messenger RNA. It is a transcript of the gene Ccdc149, whose product is annotated as coiled-coil domain containing 149. The coding region runs from base 151 to 1617 and encodes 488 amino acids. The transcript has 13 exons. The record is from RefSeq and is a predicted model, not a curated record. NCBI's taxonomy places the organism in Eukaryota, Metazoa, Chordata, Mammalia, Rodentia, Heteromyidae.